Molecule: messenger RNA, 2814 nt
Organism: Sciurus carolinensis (gray squirrel)
Lineage: Eukaryota; Metazoa; Chordata; Mammalia; Rodentia; Sciuridae
Product: calcium-activated chloride channel regulator 4-like
Exons: 14
Coding region: 1-2814 (937 amino acids)
Biological process (GO): chloride transport
Molecular function (GO): intracellularly calcium-gated chloride channel activity
Source: RefSeq, a predicted model, not a curated record
AUGGGGUUAUUCAGAGGUUUGGUCUUCCUCUUAGUUCUAUUCCUGAUACAGAGGUCGAACACUUCCCUUGUGAAACUGAAUGACAAUGGUUAUGAAGACCUUCUCAUUGCUAUAGAUCCUGGUGUGCCAGAAGAUGGAAGAUUAAUUGAACAAAUAAAGGACAUGGUCACUACAGCAUCUACUUACUUGUUUGAAGCCACGAGGAAAAGAUUUUUUUUCAAAAAUGUUUCUAUAUUAAUUCCUGAGAAUUGGGAAAGAAGGCCUGAAUAUACAAGGCCAAAACAUGAGAGCUACAACCAUGCUGAUGUUAGAAUUGCAGCACCAGCCCUCCCAGGCAGAGAUGAACCAUACACCAGGCAGUUCACAGACUGUGGAGAGAAAGCAGAAUACAUUCAUUUUACUCCUGACUAUGUACUUGGAAAAAAACAAAAUGAAUAUGGACCAUCAGGUAAAUUGUUUGUCCAUGAAUGGGCUCAUCUCCGCUGGGGAGUGUUUGAUGAGUACAAUGAAGAUCAACCUUUCUACAGUGCUACAUCAAAGAAAAUUGAAGCAACAAGGUGUUCCAUAGGUAUCUCUGGCAUAAAUAGAGUUCAUAAGUGUCAAGCAGGCAGCUGUGCAACUAGACCAUGCAGAACUAAUUCUACAACAAAAUUAUAUGAAAAGGACUGUCAAUUCUUCCCAGAUAAAGUUCAAACAGAAAAAGCAUCUAUAAUGUUCAUGCAAAGCAUUGAUUCAGUGUUUGAAUUCUGUAAUGCAGAAAACCAUAACCAAGAAGCUCCAAGUUUACAAAACAUUAAGUGCAAUUAUAGAAGUACAUGGGAGGUAAUCAGCAGUUCUGAGGAUUUUGAAAACACCACACCCAUGGCAGCACCACCUCCUCCACCUGUCUUCUCAUUGUUGAGGAUCAGUGAAAGAAUUCUGUGCUUAGUUCUUGAUAAGUCUGGAAGCAUGUCUUCUUUUAAUAGACUCAAUCGAAUGAAUCAAGCAGCACAAUAUUUCCUACUACAGACUGUUGAAAAUGGAUCCUGGGUAGGGAUGGUCCACUUUGACAGUGCAGCCACUAUUAAAAGUGAGUUAAUCCAAAUAAAAAGUGACAGCGAAAGAAACAAGCUCUUGGAGAGCUUACCUACACAAGCUCUUGGAGGAACUUCCAUCUGCUCUGGAAUUGAAGCUGCAUUUCAGGUGAUUGAAAAGCUAAACUCCCAAAUAGAUGGAUCUGAGAUAGUGCUGCUGACUGAUGGGGAAGAUGGCACCACAGGGAGGUGUAUUGAUGCUGUGAAACAAAGUGGGGCCAUCAUUCAUUUAAUUGCCUUGGGACCAUCUGCAGAUGAAGCAGUAAUAGAGAUGAGCAAUAUAACAGGAGGAAAACACAUUUUAGCUUCAGAUAUAGCUGAGAACAAUGGCCUCAUUGAUGCUUUUGCGUCCCUUACAUCGGAAAAUGCUGAUACCACCCAGAAGUUACUUCAGCUUGAAAGUAAGGGUUUAACCCUGAACAAUGAUCCCUGGAUGAACGACACUGUAAUAAUCGAUAGCACUGUGGGAAAGGACACAUUCUUUCUUGUCACAUGGGAAAAACAGCCUCCCAGUAUUUCUCUCUGGAAUCCCAGUGGGACACUGACAGAAGCUUUCACACAGGACACUCUUUCCAAAAUGGCCUAUCUCAGUAUUCCAGGAACUGCACAGGUGGGCACUUGGACUUACAGCCUUCAGGCCAACUCAAACCCAGAAAUCCUGACUAUGACAGUAACUUCUCGGGCAUCAAAUUCUUCUGUGCCUCCCAUCACGGUGAAUGCUAAAAUGAACAAAGACACAAACAGCUUCCCCAGCCCGAUGAUUGUGUAUGCACAAGUUCUCCAAGGGUAUCUCCCCAUUAUUGGAGCCAAUGUGACUGCUUUCAUUGAAUCAAAGAGUGGAAAAAUGGAAGUUUUAGAACUUUUGGACAAUGGUGCAGGUGCUGAUUCUUUCAAAGAUGAUGGGGUCUACUCCAGGUAUUUUACAUCCUACUCAGAAAAUGGCAGAUAUAACUUGAAAGUGCGGGCUCACGGAGGAACAAACUCUGCCAGGCGAAGCUCACGGUAUCCACUGAAUAGGGCUGCGUAUAUACCUGGCUGGGUAGUAGAUGGGGUAAUUGAAGGAAACCCAUCAAGACCUGAAAAUGAUGAGGAUACUCAGGCAAUAUUGGAGAAUUUCAGCAGAACAGCAUCUGGAGGUGCAUUUGUGGUAUCACAAUUUCCAAACACUCCAAAUGUUCCCUUGCCUGAUGUAUUCCCUCCAAGUCAAAUCACAGACCUUGAUGCCACAUCAGAGGAUGAUCAGAUCAAACUAACAUGGACAGCACCAGGAGAUGAUUUUGAUGUUGGAAAAGUUCAACAGUAUAUCAUAAGAACAAGUGGAAGUCUCAUUGAUCUAAGAGACAAUUUUGACGACGCACUUCAAGUUAACACUACCGACCUAUUACCAAAAGAGGCCAACUUCAAGGAAACCUUUGUAUUUAAACCAGGAAAUGUCUCUGAAGAAAAUGUAACCCACAUAUACAUUGCCAUUCAAAGUGUUGACAAAAGCAAUUUGACAUCAAAAGUAUCCAACAUUGCACAAGUGGCUUUGUUUAUCCCUCAAGCAGAUCCUGGUCCUGAUGAAAGCCAACCAAAUCCUAAUCCUGGUGAAAGUCAUCCUAAUCAGAAUUCUGGAGUAAAUAUUUCUACUAUAGUGCUGUCAGUGGUGGGGUCUGUUGCAGUUGUUAGUAUUAUUUUAAGUACCACUAUUUGUAUCUUAACGAAGAGAAACUCUUCACGAAGACCUACAACAGCAUUUUAA